AUGUUCUUAGUAACAAUUCGCCCUCUUCCUUGUCUAUCUGUCUCCACCAGCUUAACCCUUACAUCUGAGAGUUUGCGAGCGCUAGAGCUUUUUUUUUGUCCAAUAAUUCAAUUAGAGCCGUUCCUGCCCUCAAGAGAAAAGGAGACUCCCAGCGCAAUUGAGACCUUUUCAGAAUGUGUAUGGGAUGGGAAGUCAGUUCUUGCCAUCCGUCGUGAGGAUGUGAAUGUCUGGGAACGUCGAGCUCCUCUGUCACCAGCUCAUGUCCGAGACUUAGUAAAGAAUGGUGUCAAAGUGAUUGUGCAGCCUUCCAACAGAAGAGCUUAUAACAUGCAGGAAUACCAAAGAGCUGGUGCAAUUUGUCAAGAAGAGAUCGGAGAAGCAAGCCUUAUUGUUGGAGUAAAACAAAUACCUAUUGAUCUCUUGAUGCCAAACAAGACUUAUGCAUUCUUUUCGCACACCAUCAAAGCCCAAGAAGAAAACAUGGAUUUGCUCGAUGCCAUUUUAGAAAAGAACAUUCGCCUUAUCGAUUAUGAGAAAAUGCUAGAUAACAAUGGUCAAAGAUUGGUGGCAUUUGGCAAAUAUGCUGGUGUGUCAGGAAUGAUUAAUAUUCUUCAUGGUCUUGGAUUACGUCUAUUGGCUCUUGGACAUCAGACCCCCUUCAUGCAUAUUGGUUCCAGUCACAACUACCGUAAUAGUCAAAUGGCUCUUCAGGCAAUCCGUGAUGCAGGUUACGAUAUUUCUCUUGGGUUUAUGCCCAAAUCUAUUGGACCACUUACAUUUAUUUUCACUGGAUCUGGUAAUGUAUCUCAAGGAGCUCAAGAAGUUUUCCAAGAACUUCCUCAUGAAUAUGUAGAACCAGAAUACCUUCCCAAAGUGGCUCAACAAGGCGCCACUAACAAGUUGUAUGCAUGUGUAGUAAGUAGAGAGGACCACUUCGUUCGAAAGGAUGGUGGAACUUUUGAUGCAGAAGAAUUUGAAACCCAUCCUGAGAGAUAUCUUUCUAUUUUUAGCCAUAAGAUUGCUCCCUAUGCUUCUUGUAUUGUGAAUGGGAUCUACUGGGCAGUGAAUUCCCCACGUCUUAUAACAAUCCCUGAUGCCAAGAACUUGCUGAAGCCUGCCUUAACACCCUGGCUGCCUUCAAUGAGUGGCUGCCCUCAUCUACCUCAUCGAUUACUUGCCCUCUGUGACAUUUCGGCUGACCCUGGUGGUUCUAUUGAGUUCAUGAAAGAAUGUACGACCAUUGACCGUCCAUUCUGUUUGUAUGAUGCAGAAGCACACAUGGAAACUGAGAGUUUUGCAGGUGAUGGCGUUCUGAUUUGUUCCAUUAGUAAUAUGCCAGCCCAAAUUCCAAGGGAAUCAACUGACUUCUUUGGUAGUCAGCUCUACCCCCAUAUUUAUGAUAUGAUCAAAUGUAAUGCAAAAGCCCCAUUUGAGGAGUACACAGGUUCUGAUGUGGUGAAAAAUGCAAUUAUCGCUUCAAAUGGUAGGCUGACUCCUAAUUUCCAAUAUAUUGAUGAUCUUCGCAACCAAUUCAAGGUCGCCAAGAAAGCUAAACUGCUAAGCUCUUCAAUUUCUAAGCGGUGCCUCUUGUUGGGAGCUGGGUAUGUGUCCGCUCCUGUUGUUGAAUAUCUUACACGAGAUAAGAAUACACAUGUCACUGUUGCUUCCCAGUUGAAAGAUGAUCUGGACUCUAUAGCUAGGGCCUGCCCCAAUGCGGAUUACCUGACACUUGACAUCACACGCAGUUCUGAUGAACUGGAAAAACUUAUCAAUGAACAUGACGUUGUCAUCAGCCUUUUACCAUAUUCUUUUCAUCCAAUGAUUGCCAAAAUCUGCAUUGCUCUCAAAAGAAAUAUGGUGACCGCCAGUUAUGUUAGCCCUGCCAUGAAGGAACUUCAUCAAGCUGCCAUAGAUGCUGACAUCACUAUUGUCAAUGAAGUUGGAGUCGAUCCAGGAAUUGAUCACAUGCUUGCAAUGGAAUGCUUUGAUGAAGUGAAGACAGGUGGAGGUAAAGUAACUUCUUUUGUAUCUUGGUGUGGUGGUUUACCUGCUCCAGAAUUCUCUGAAUGCCCACUUCGUUACAAAUUCAGCUGGUUUCCCAAAGGUGUCUUGAUGAAUUUACUGGCUGGAGCCAAAUAUAUGGAAGACAGCCAGGUUGUUGAAAUCAAUGCCGGUGGCCAUUUACUUGAAGCAGUUCGUAAACUUGAUUUCCUGCCAGGCUUCAACAUUGAAGGAUUCCCUAAUAGGGACUCUACCAAAUAUUUAGAUUUAUAUGACAUAACUGAAGCUCAAACUUGUCUCAGAGGUACCAUCCGAUACAGUGGAUUUUCCAACGGUGCCAAAGCUUUGCUACAACUUGGCUUAAUCAAUUCAGAACAUGAUGCUCGCCUUCAUGAAAAUGGACCCCCAAUUACUUGGAAAGCCUAUUUGAGUGAAUUGAUGGGCAAAUCACCAGACAUUCUUGUGGAUUCCUUGAAGGAUUUGAUUUAUGGGCGUUUGGAAUGCAAUCAAGAGAGGCUCAAAUGUAUUGAAGAUCUGGGACUUUUGGAAGAUGAACUAAUUGAUAAACGUGGAACACCUAUUGACACCUUGUCUCAUUAUCUGGCAAAAAGGCUUUCAUUUCAAAAACAUGAACGGGAUGUUUUGCUAAUGCGUCAUCAAGUAGGUGUCACCUGGCCCGACAAAAGUUCAAUAACAAGGAAUGUUGGAAUGUGUGUAUAUGGAGAAAAUGAUGGGUUUUCAGCAAUGGCCAAGAUGGUUGGCCUACCAUGCGCCAUUGCUACCAAAAUGGUAUUGGAAGGUGAAAUUCAAAAGAAAGGAAUUGUGGUUCCAUUCACCUCUGACAUCUACAGUCCAAUUCUGAAACGUCUUAAACUGGAAGGAAUCUCUGCUACAGAAUCUGAGAUUGUCCAUUGA
Messenger RNA from Acanthosepion pharaonis, 2916 nucleotides. The record is from the annotation of a GenBank genome assembly. Lineage: Eukaryota; Metazoa; Mollusca; Cephalopoda; Sepiida; Sepiidae.